Messenger RNA from Aplysia californica (California sea hare), 2522 nucleotides. Its product is annotated as tyrosine-protein kinase TXK. Gene Ontology annotation, biological process: intracellular signal transduction; peptidyl-tyrosine autophosphorylation. Bases 400 to 2328 code for a protein of 642 amino acids. The record is from RefSeq and is a predicted model, not a curated record. Gene Ontology annotation, molecular function: non-membrane spanning protein tyrosine kinase activity; ATP binding; protein binding. The transcript has 20 exons. NCBI's taxonomy places the organism in Eukaryota, Metazoa, Mollusca, Gastropoda, Aplysiida, Aplysiidae.
UCGGUCCAGGUUUUUAAAAUUACCCUCUACUUCUUCCUGGUUUAUUUUGUACACGAACAUGUUUUUGUUCAAUGAAGUAUAAACAAACCUCAAAACUCACCAAGUUGUUUUUAUGAACGAUUGGAUAUCACGGAAGUAGAUUCUAAAUCAAUUUGUUUUCAGUCUUGUUUUUAUUUCCUGAUCAUGAAUUAGGAAUGAUCGUCUUUCACGUUUAGGGCACACAAAACAAGAUGAUUAGAUAAAAACUGCAAGGAAAUUUUGUAAAAGCCCACACCUAGCCUGGAUGUUCUGCAACUUCCUUUUUUGGACUUGUGUGUGUAGUAAGUUGCUAUUGAUAUCCUGACUUCCUACUGUGGCCCUUGGCUGCUGGAGAAAGUGACGUCUUGAAGUUUAAAAGGGAUGGCAGAGAAAGAGCGGUCAAAGUUAAUGCGCAAUGGGAGUGAUGGCUUUCCUAUCAAGACCGGUGUUCUCCUAAAGAAUGCAAUCAUCAAAAGGAGAAAUUUCCAUACAGAAAAUUACAAGUAUCGACUGUUUGAGCUUACAGAGCAGAUGCUAACAUACUAUGAAGGGGACCUCAAGAGCCGGGGCAAGAAGAAGGGUGCCAUCCCUGUAUCGUCUAUGAAAGUUGUUAAGGAAGUUGAAGACAGAUCCCUUGAUGAGAAGGAUAAUGUCUUUCAGAUUGUGUUCCAGGAAGGGAAGAAUGACUUUUCCACCUUGUAUGUCAUAGCCAGCUGUGACCCAGAGAGGGCUGCCUGGCUGGAAGUUAUACGGGCUUGUGCUCUCCGGAACCACGCUCAGUUUCACAGCAAGUACCACCCAGGAGUGUGGACGAAGAAGGUUCCAUACUACAACUGCUGUCAUCAGUCAGACAGGAACGCUGUUGGCUGUAAAUGUGCAGAUGACAUUUUGCGAAGACCUGUUGCCCCCCCACCCCCUCCCCCUCGUCCAGACACAUCAAAGCAGAGAAUCUAUGUGGCUAUGUACGACUACACACCUUCCGAUGAACGGGGGCUGGAGCUUGUCCAGGGUGAGAAGGUCACAGUCAUCGAUGACUCUGCAGAACACUGGUGGAAAGUUGAAAAUUGCAAUGGUCAGAGAGGUUACAUUCCAUCCAACUUCAUCAAGCCCAACAUUGGUCUGGAUGUAUUCGCGUGGUAUUACAAGGACUGCUCUCGCAAAGAAAGCGAGCGCAUCUUAAAGUACACCGGCAAGGAAGGUUGUUUCAUGGUGCGGGACUCCGAGAGCAGCCCAGGGGAGUACUCUCUAGCCAUUUACACAUCGGAGAAGGGAGGCAAUGUACGACAGUAUCGGAUCAACCGCAACGAGCUGGGACAGUAUUACAUCUCUACCCAACACCCUCACAACAGUAUUCAGGACCUCAUUUAUUACCACAAGCACAAUCCAGGAGGUAUCUACACACGUUUACGAGAACCCCCGGGACAUGGCAACAAACCAGCUACUGCCGGAAUCUUCUUCGAUCUAUGGCAACUUGAUCCUCGGAAGUUAACAAAGGGACCGGAGCUGGGCCGAGGUUGUUUUGGGGUGGUGUACAAGGGGGAGUACCGCGAAGGGCCCUCUCCUAUACCGGUCGCCAUCAAAGAAAUUGAGGUCCAACCAUCGUCUGACGAAGUGGAACAGGAAAUCAAAACCAUGACGCAACUCAAACACACAAACUUGGUACAGCUGUAUGGAGUGGUGCUAGUCGACAAGGGGAAGCAGUUGAUAAUUACUGAGUUACUUGACCAUGGUGCCUUAAACAUGUACUUGAGGGAACACCGGCCAGAGCUGCUCAACAAUCAGAACCAACUACUGGAUUUUUCCCUGAUGGUUUGCAGAGCAAUGGAGUACCUGGACCAGAAGAAAUUCAUCCAUAGAGACUUGGCCGCCCGGAACUGUCUGGUCUCCAGAGAUCUGAUAGUGAAAGUUGGCGACUUUGGUCUGGCCAGGAUGGUGCUCUCUGACGACAACUACCAGAUGUCCACGGGGACCAAGUUCCCCAUCAAGUGGGCGCCUCCAGAGGUGCUCCACCACCGCACGUUCAGCAGCAAGUCAGACGUGUGGGCUUACGGUAUUUUGCUGUGGGAGAUCUAUUCCUUUGGUGAGAUGCCAUACUCCGGCAUGAAGAACCCGGAGGUGGCUAAGUACGUCGGCGAGGAGCGGAAGCGACUGGACAAGCCGCGCCACACCCCCAAGCCGCUGUAUGAUCUGAUGAUGGAUUGUUGGGCAGAGAUUCCAUGUGAACGGCCCUCCUUCACCAGCAUUAAAAGACGUCUAGAAAGUCUCAACGCGAAAGGAGACUACAUUCCUGCAGAGUUUGCUCCUUUUUGAAUUUAAAAAACUUUUGUUUUUUCAAUACCAGAAUUGUUUGUUUUUUGUUUUCAUUGCAUCCUUGCAGAAAUCGUCAAGUCUUUCAAAGUGUCUGGCACUCCUAGAUUUUCAUAGUUAUAGUUUUUCUGUGCAUGUUACGAUUUGAAGCAAAGGAUCAUACAAAGUCUGUUUUUUUCCCACUCAAUUUGCUAUGA